Danio aesculapii is the source of this 3030-nucleotide messenger RNA. RefSeq names its product disks large-associated protein 2-like. Gene Ontology annotation, biological process: signaling. The record is from RefSeq and is a predicted model, not a curated record. The coding region runs from base 49 to 3030 and encodes 993 amino acids. Gene Ontology annotation, cellular component: postsynaptic specialization; glutamatergic synapse. Lineage: Eukaryota; Metazoa; Chordata; Actinopteri; Cypriniformes; Danionidae. The transcript has 10 exons. Gene Ontology annotation, molecular function: molecular adaptor activity.
CCAUCCCGAGAUUUCAAUGAGGAUAGAAGCCUCGCUCCACCCAGGAACAUGAAGGGCUUAUCAGGUGGUCGUGCACCGCACCAGAUUCCCACACUACCCCCGUGUGGAAUGGCGGAGUGCGAGCAUCUCCAUGACCUGCACGGCAUGCAUGUGUCCGAUCUGCGCCACACCUACCUGCUCAGCCCCACGGAGACCUGCGUCAUGGACUUCCAUCACCGUCUUUCACCGCGCAGCUCCAUCCACUCCGACUGCAUGAUCAUGUCACCUAUGGCGUUACCUUCCACUGUCCCUGCCGACCAUGUUUCCAGCAGCACCUUUCCCAGAAUGCACUACAGUUCGCAGUACUAUGACCCAGCUGCCCGGGAAGACUGUGCAGCCAUCACCACCUCAGCCACAUCCGCAGCAGCUGCCGCCGCUGCUGCCGCCGCAGCCUCUCAUCACGGCAGCAGCAAGAGCAACCGCAUCCCUGCAAACCUUUUGGACCAGUUUGAAAAGCAGCUUCCCUUCCAUCGUGACGGCUUUCACACACUGCAGUAUCAGCGCACAUCUGCUGCUCCAGGUGGGGAGCAGCGCAGCGAGAGCCCCGGUCGCAUCCGACACCUGGUGCACUCUGUCCAGAAGCUCUUCACCAAGUCCCACUCACUAGAGGGAUCAUCCAAGAUGAAUGGCACUAAAGGGGAAAGCGGAAGCGGGGGAAGCCAUCACCAUCACCACGGCAGUCAUCACUCAUCAAAACACAGCAGCAAGCGCAGUAAAAGCAAGGAGCGCAGGCAUCGGUCUGGGACAGGGGGCUGGUGGAGCUCGGACGACAACCUAGACAGCGACAGCACCUACAGAACAGCCAGCGCCUUAAGCCGCCACCAUCACGAGCAUAUUGGUCACAGUUACCCAGAAUCCAUCCACACGCAUUUCGGAGAUCACUCACUCAAAACCUCCAAGAGCAACAAUGACGUCAAGUGCUCGGGCCGUGAGGGUCUGUCUAUGGCACCUGAUGGAAAGUUCAUGAAGAGGAGUUCCUGGUCAACGCUCACUGUCAGCCAGGCCAAAGAGGCUUACAGAAAGUCCUCUCUCAACCUGGAGAAGCCCAUGAUGCAUCAGGACCUUAAACCAUCUUUCCGGUCCUCACACUACCUACAGGUGCCUCAGGACGAGUGGGGAGGUUAUCCAGGGGAGGAGGAGAUUCCCUGUCGCCGGAUGCGUAGCAGUAGUUACGUCAAAGCCAUGGGAGAUGAUGAUAGCGGUGAGUCCGAUUCCAGCCCUAAGACAUCACCUCAGAAGACCAUUCGCUCCGAUGCCCUUGUCCUCAAAUCUGCCCUGCAGAGACCACACAUAGACACCCAAAGCUCGGGCUACCACUUGCAAACAGUGAGAGAUAUGCGCCCUCACCCCAGCGUGACUCUGGAUCCAUCAACCAACUUCAACCCUCCACAGUUUCGCUCCAGAAACCAGAGCUACAUGCGUGCAGUCAGUACCUUCAGUCAGGCAAGCUGUGUCAGCCAGGUGAGUGAGACUGAGGUCAAUGGCCAGUUUGAGUCAGUUUGCGAGUCCGUUUUUAGCGAAGUAGAAUCCCAGGCCGUGGAGGCCUUGGACCUGCCCGGCUCUUUCCGCACUCGAAGCCACAGUUACCUGCGCGCAAUUCAGGCUGGGUAUUCCCAAGAUGACGACUGCUUGCCUUCAAUGACAUCCUCUACUGUCACUUCAACUCUCAGAUCCACAACAGCGACAGUAACAUAUACACCAGACUACAAGAAGACUCCUCCACCUGUUCCUCCUCGAUCCACCACUAAGCCGGUGAUUUCCGUAACAGCCCAGAGCAGCACAGAGUCAACGCAAGAUGCCUAUCAUGAGGGUCGGCUGCCCCGUGGCACAAUUUGGGCACAGGACAGCCUUGGCCGGGUCAUAUACAACUCCACCGACAGCUUGGACAGCGCUAAAGCUGUGACGCUUGCAAUGGAGUCCGCUUCUAAACGCCUCACAUCUGCAGGGAGCUACAGUUCAGUCCAGACCUGUGACAAGGCCAUCCUGGUGUCCAAAGCAGAGGAAUACCUCAAGACUCCACGAUCUUCCAUCGGGAUACAGGUGGAAGCUGCCACAGAUUCUGAGACAGAUAGUAAAGGUCUCCCACAGUAUCAGUCCGUGGGCAUCCAGGUAGAGGACGAGAAGAGACUUGGACGCUUUAAACGGUCCAACAGUGUGACGACGGCAGUUCAGGCUGAUUUGGAGAUGGAGGGUUUUCCUUCCACCGAAGAUAAGAGUUUGCAGUUUGGAGGUUUUCAGAGGCAUUCUGAACCCAGUACACCCACACAGUACAAUGUGGUUCGGACUGUACGUACACAGGGUCUUUUCAGCUAUCGUGAGGACUACCGGCCCUCCAGUGGGCCGCCCAGCCCGCAGCCCGAACCCUGGUUGGUGGAACCCGCUCAUGAAGCAGCCGAGUCCGGCCGUGUGUCUCCGCUCCGCCGUGACGGCAGCUGGUUCAUGCAACUUCUGCACAGUGAGACCAAACGUUUGGAGGGAUGGUGUAAAGACAUGGAGCGCGAGGCGGAGGAGCACGACCUGUCGGAGGAGAUUCUCGGGAAGAUCCGGAGUGCUGUGGGCAGUGCUCACCUCCUCAUGUCCCAGAAAUUCCAGCAGUUUUACUGGUUGUGUCAGCAAAAUUUGGACCCCAGUGCGAUGCCCCGGCCCACAGCUCAGGACCUGGCUGGAUUCUGGGACCUCCUGCAGCUCUCCAUUGAUGAUGUCACUGCCAAGUUUGAUGAGCUACAGCAUAUCAAGAGCAACGAUUGGAGGUUAAUGGACAGCCCAGAGAAGAAGGAAAGAAAAUGGCCACCUCCUGUUACAAAGAGACCUCCUAAAGGUCGUGGAGCCGUCAUGCGUGAGCGUUCGCUGGAUUUGCAGGACCGUCAGAGGCAGGAGGCUCGCCGCAGGCUCUUGGCUGCUAAACGGGCUGCGUCUUUCCGUCAGAGCUCGGUUACGGAACGGGCCGACAGCAUAGAGAUCUACAUCCCUGAAGCCCAAACACGCUUAUGA